CACAACAACUUAUUUGUUUGGUAAAGUAGAAAAAUACAGCGUUCAGAGAAAAAUCAUGGGUGAAACUGAGAAGCAUAGUAGUCAUGUUGAGCUCCUUCAAGCCGAAGCUCAAACAUGGAACCACAUUCUAAACUACAUAGAUUCUGCAACACUGAAAUGUGCUGUUCAGUUAGGCAUCCCAGAUAUCAUCCAUAACCAUGCCAAACCAAUGCCUCUUUGCGACCUAAUAGCCGCCCUCCCCAUCCACCCUUCCAAGGCUCCCUACAUCCAUCGCCUCACCCGCUUUUUGGUCCACUCGGGCCUGCUUUCCCUCACAAAUUCAGGUCAACAAGAAGAGUGUUACUCACUCACACCUGCAGGCCGCCUUGUGGUCAAAGAUGAGCCCAUCAAUUUAAGGGCAUUCCUUCACAUAUGUAACGAAUAUGUUUUCCAAAAGUCGUGUUAUUCCUUGGGUGAUUGGUUCCAGAACGAUGAUCCUAGCCCGUUUUCCACUGCCCAUGGGGAGAAAAUCUGGGAUUACAUCUCCCAUGAGCCUGGGUACAAUGAUGUUUUUAAUGAAGUCACAGCUAAGGACUCGCAGUUAUUAAUGGAAGUGUUGUUGAGUGGCGAGUCUAAACGUGUGUUUGAUGGUGUUUCAUCUUUGGUGGACGUUGCUGGUGGCAAGGGUGCCGUUGCCUCCGCCAUAGCCAAAUGUUUUCCGGCCAUGAAAUGCACUGUACUUGACCUCCCACAUGUCAUAGCCAGUGUGGAUGCAGCUAGUGUUGAUAAUGUGGAAUUUGUAGCCGGAAAUAUGUUUGAAAAAAUCCCUGCUGCUAAUGCAGUGUUACUCAAGUGGAUUAUGCAUGACUGGGAAGAUGAAGAGUGCGUGAAGAUACUGAAGAAGUGCAAAGAGGCAAUUCCAAGUAAGGAAGAAGGUGGGAAGGUGAUCAUCAUAGACAUGGUGAUAGAAGAUAAAAAACAUGACCCCUGUUUUAGCAGAGCAGAACUGUACAUGGACUUGUUGGUAAUGGCUCUCUAUGGGAGCAAAGAGAGAAACAAGAAGCAAUGGGAGAAGCUCUUCACUGAAGCAGGUUUUAGUGACUACAAAAUCACUCCUGCUUUGGGUUUGAGAUCUCUUAUUGAGCUGUUCCCAUGAUAAAAAUGUGUGUGAUGUUCUUUUGUGUUGUCUUUGAUUGAAUAAAACUUGUAAGCCAUAUAAUGGCAUUUCAAUGUACUUCAUAAAUUUAUCUAUUAAAAAUUUUACUAUCUCCAUCCCGAA
Messenger RNA from Ipomoea triloba (trilobed morning glory), 1258 nucleotides. RefSeq names its product trans-resveratrol di-O-methyltransferase-like. Bases 56 to 1135 code for a protein of 359 amino acids. The transcript has 2 exons. Gene Ontology annotation, biological process: methylation. Gene Ontology annotation, molecular function: protein dimerization activity; O-methyltransferase activity; S-adenosylmethionine-dependent methyltransferase activity. The record is from RefSeq and is a predicted model, not a curated record. Lineage: Eukaryota; Viridiplantae; Streptophyta; Magnoliopsida; Solanales; Convolvulaceae.